GAUUUGUGUCAGCAACCUUGGAAGUCUAUUUUACACAUUCUGACUUCACAAAAGAAAUCUACGCUUCGUUCACAAAUCCAAUUACAACAUACUUCUUCUGCUUGUCGGAUCUCAGAUCCUCGUCAACAAGUCCUUCUCAUAGUCUUUUAACUAUCCAAGUCCAAGUUUUGAGCGCCAUCGUCCUGAUGGCUCAAUUCCCUCCACACGCUCCGGUUGGCAGGGAUGACAAGCUGUGCACAAAUGCUUCGCACCAAUAAUUUUCAGUCACUCUAACACCUGAGUUUCUAGCAGCAGCCGCCGCGCUGGGUGAUAUACCUUGGGAUCAAUUGCCAAAUACCCAAGUGCUGUAUAGAUCCAUGCUUUGGGGCCAUCGUCCACCAUUUCUGCGCAUCGAACCAAUAACGGUACUUGAGCGGACGAUUGUCGAAAGGCGACGCCGACUGUUCAACAACUCAGAUCUUCUACGCGAGAUCUGGACAAGGUACGCCGUCGUCACAUGCAAGCGCUGGAGCAAGAAGACAAUCACCAAACGCCAUCAGAUUUUGCGACAGGCCUGGGGCAGCGACAUCAAUCUCGCGGGUCGACCAGACGUGGACGCCUUCCGUGAAACUUGCUGCUCGUCCGAUUGGACCGACAAAUCUGCUCAGCGAAACGCGAUUCUCUGGCCUCACGUCAAUCUCGAGGACUUGCAAAAGCCAAGGAACUUGCCGUUAUUCUUACAAAGCCGCGCACUUCACCAUCCUGGAGAGUUUGCGGGAUCUGAUCGAAGUUCGAUACUAUGUGACCUGCGUAAAACACUUGUCUUGCAAGAGACAGAAUUUCCGGGAUACCUGAUGCUGAUGGCUUCUGCUGAAACUCGUGAAACAUACGGCAAGUUGAUUCAUCUCAGCAAAUUUUCGAAGACCAUGCAGACGGCAACAAGUGGUUUUUACCUUCCAAUGCAUCUCGGAAACAUAUUAUUAGAGAUUCAAGACAAAGUCUGGUCAUUCCUGGUUGCGUGUGCGAGGGGAAUUAUGCACGACAUGUCAGAAUACGGCGUCUUCAACUCUUUGCCAGAUCCAGGUGUCCCGACGAUAGCAAACUACGGUCCAAGCAACUCUUGGUCUGACGACGCUGCAGAGGCAGCUUAUCGCGUCUCGACAUACAUUGGCUUCGCAAAACUUGAAAGGCUCAUGGCUGCUACCC
Dissoconium aciculare CBS 342.82 is the source of this 1185-nucleotide messenger RNA. RefSeq lists its product as uncharacterized. The transcript is spliced from 2 exons. The record is from RefSeq and is a predicted model, not a curated record. The annotation marks the transcript as partial. NCBI's taxonomy places the organism in Eukaryota, Fungi, Ascomycota, Dothideomycetes, Mycosphaerellales, Dissoconiaceae.